GUAGUCUGUGUGAAGCAGAACACUUUGCUCCUCAUCUUUCUUGGCUCUGUAGACCGACUCAAGGCUAAAGUCGAGGGGUCUUUAAGGGAGUUAACGAGUAAGCCAAUAGUUAAUCUUCUCCCGCUGUGCUAAAAAAUAAUAAAGCAAAAGUAAUAAAGUUGGAGACCAAGCGCCAGAACCUCAGCCUGUCCCAGUGCAAAGAGAAGGAAAGGAAAAACGGUUUUAUGCCGCAAUGGACUCUGCAAAGUUUUCCAGGAAGCUCUGGUGCGCGCGCAAACAGCUCAUUCUGAUACUCGUCCCGCUACUGCUGCUCCCGCUGCUCUUCGUUGUGCCACCAAAGGAGGGCAAAUGUUUGUAUGUGGUGCUUCUGAUGGCAGUGUACUGGUGUACCGAAGCGCUCCCGCUGGCGGUGACUGCCAUGCUUCCUGUGUGCCUCUUCCCCACCAUGGGAAUCCUGCCUUCUUGGAAGGUCUGUCCACAGUACUUCCUGGAGACUAACUUCCUGUUCCUGAGUGGUUUAGUGAUGGCAUCUGCUAUAGAGGAGUGGGGUCUCCAUCGCCGUAUAGCCCUCAAGGUGCUGAAGAUUGUAGGAGUGAAACCUGCCUGGCUGAUUUUAGGCAUGAUGAUCACUUCCUCUUUCCUGUCAAUGUGGUUGAGUAAUACAGCCACAACAGCCAUGAUGCUGCCCAUUGCUAACGCCAUACUGGAAAGUCUGUUUGGAAAUCUGGAGACUCUAAAAGAGAACUGCAAGGUCAAGCGGGACCCAGAGGGUGAUUCUCAGGUGAAGAUGCAUGUGCUUCCUUUUGAAAAACAGAUACUAACCACAGAUGACAGACCUGACUGGACAGACAGAUCAGAGCAAACGAAUCUGGAAGUGGUCAGAAGAGAGUCGGAAUACCAGGUGAAAGUGUGGAAAGGAUUUCUGAUUUGUAUACCUUAUGCUGCAAGCAUUGGAGGAACUGCAACCCUCACUGGCACAGCCCCCAACCUGAUCCUGGUGGGUCAGCUCAAGAGCUACUUCCCUGAAUGUGACCUCAUAAACUUCGGCUCAUGGUUUGUCUUCGCUUUCCCACUCAUGCUCCUCUUCCUUUUUCUGGGCUGGAUCUGGAUUGCUUUCCUCUAUGGCGGGAUCAACACACGACUUUGCAUUAGCAAACAUGAUGAACGGGCAGCCGCAGAAGCAAAAGCACAAGCUGUUAUUGAUGAGGACUAUAAGAAACUGGGCCCAAUAAAGUUUGCAGAAGGAUCUAUCGCUUUCUUCUUCAUUAUUUUUGCCAUCCUUCUGUUCACGCGAGAUCCGAAGUUUGUAACAGGAUGGUCGGUUUUCUUCACCAAAGGCUAUGUAUCUGACGCUGUUACUGGAGUCAUCAUCAUCUCCAUCCUUUUUUUCUUUCCAUCCCAGCGUCCAUCUGUUCGGUGGUGGUUUGAUUCAAGAGCCUCAAAUACUCCAUAUGUGCCCCUGUUGUCAUGGAGAAGAGCUCAAGAGUGUGUGCCAUGGAAUAUUAUUUUGCUGUUGGGUGGUGGAUUUGCAAUGGCCAAAGGCUGUGAGGAGUCGGGGUUAGCAGUAUGGAUAGGAAACCACUUGCAGCCUCUCGCCCAGGUCCCUCCCGCAGUCGCAGUAAUGCUCAUCACAGCCUUCAUCGCCUGCUUCACUGAAUUUGCCAGUAACACGGCCACCAUCAUCAUCUUUCUCCCUGUCAUCGCUGAACUGGCCAUCCGUGUGAAAGUCAACCCACUGUACUUCAUGAUUCCAGCAACGACUGGUUGUUCUUACGCUUUCAUGCUUCCAGUGUCCACACCUCCUAACUCAAUUGCAUUUGCCUCCGGACAUCUGAUGGUCAAGGAUAUGGUGAAGACAGGGUUUGUGAUGAACAUCCUAGGAAUUCUGUGCGUGUCUCUUGCCAUGAACACAUGGGGUCUUCAAAUGUUCAAUCUACAUGUGUACCCUGAUUGGGCAAGACCUUUGAAUGCUUCCUCUGCAACUGUGGCUACACAUACUGUAUCAGCUAUGAAUAUGACAGGCUAGAGAACAACUACAGAGAUGGACACCCUUACAAAAAUAAUUAUACUUCAAGUUAAUUUUAGCUAUACUUUAAGUAAUAUCAAUGUACUAGUAGUAUACUUGUAAGUGUACUAUUUCAAUACUAUGUGGGACUAAAUUGGCCCACUUUUUAGUAGGCCUAUAUAAAAGUACACUUUAAUGUUUACUUUAAGUGUAUCAGUAGUAAACUUUGAGUACACAA
Rhinichthys klamathensis goyatoka is the source of this 2243-nucleotide messenger RNA. It is a transcript of the gene slc13a3, whose product is annotated as solute carrier family 13 member 3. The coding region runs from base 233 to 2026 and encodes 597 amino acids. Gene Ontology annotation, molecular function: sodium:dicarboxylate symporter activity; citrate transmembrane transporter activity; succinate transmembrane transporter activity. NCBI's taxonomy places the organism in Eukaryota, Metazoa, Chordata, Actinopteri, Cypriniformes, Leuciscidae. Gene Ontology annotation, biological process: citrate transport; monoatomic anion transmembrane transport. The transcript is spliced from 13 exons. The record is from RefSeq and is a predicted model, not a curated record. Gene Ontology annotation, cellular component: membrane.